AUGGCUCUCAACAGAUCUCACCCAGUGAAAUUAAGUGGUGAUGUCAAUAGAAUCUUAUUCGUUAAAAACUUGAAUUACAAAACAAAAGGAGAGGACUUGUACGAUUUAUUUGGAAAAUAUGGUGCUAUUCGUCAAAUUCGAAUUGGAAAUGAUGCGAAAACUCGAGGUACAGCAUUCGUCGUGUAUGAAGACAUUUUAGAUGCCAAAAAUGCAUUCGAUCAUCUUAAUGGAUUCCAUUUACAAGAACGAUACUUAGUCGUCUUAUACCAUCAAUUUCAACGUCAAGCGGCCAAAGCCGAUUUAGCAAAACGAGAAGCCGAGCUAGCUGCUCUCAAGAAAGCUCAUAAUAUCAGUGACGAAACUACAUGA
Melampsora larici-populina 98AG31 is the source of this 369-nucleotide messenger RNA. RefSeq lists its product as uncharacterized. The record is from RefSeq and is a predicted model, not a curated record. The coding region runs from base 1 to 369 and encodes 122 amino acids. The transcript is spliced from 5 exons. Gene Ontology annotation, molecular function: mRNA binding. Gene Ontology annotation, cellular component: ribonucleoprotein complex; cytoplasm; nucleus. Lineage: Eukaryota; Fungi; Basidiomycota; Pucciniomycetes; Pucciniales; Melampsoraceae.